AACAGAUAAAAAAAGAAAAAGUUUUUUUCGCUUCCUAUCGAUAGUGGAGCAUAAAAUGACAUAAAGAGUUGCAGAGCUUGAAAAGAUCCUUCAAUGGCGAAUCCUCCGAGAACCCGCAAAAGGGUUCAUGCAGUUCGUCGUGCUCCUGACGGAAGCGCUUUCGAGAAGUGCGAAAAUUGUGGUGUUUUGGCGGCAAUUGCUUUGGCUGAUAUGCACGAAUGCGAAGCUGAACCCAAAAAGGCUGUGAAGAGAUUCAAAGGUCUCAAUGGGAAGCAAAACAUUGUGGAAGGCUGCAAUAGUGACCAACCCAGAUCGCCGUUUCGAUUCUUUAUGGAAGAUUUUAUGAACACAUGCAAGAAGGGGAAACUGAUUGAGAUUGAUCAAAAAGGGUUUGAGAUUUGGAAGAACAUGUCUAAGGAGGAGAGGCAGCCAUAUGUCAACAAAGCUCAAAAGGUGAACUCAGCUUAUGUUAAGAGUUUGAUUCAAGAGGUUGACUAUUCAUCAGAGGUGGAUGAAGAGGUAGAUUCAGCAACUGUGGGGAAGUUUGAUCCGCUCUAUGAAGUCGAUGGAUGCAAUGACUACUCUGAUAGUUUUGAUGGUUUGAGAAGUUUCAACACCUGGGAAUUGGAAAUGGUGAAACCAUGGAUUACUGGAAAAUGGAGUUCUCGGUCUCUCUGAGAUCAAAGAUUUUGGCUUAAAGGUUACCUGGAAUUGGACCUAAAUAGGCAAUGGUGCUCGGAGAAAAAAAAAGGGCAAUGGUGAAAGAUGACAUCACGUGUGGAGAUUUUUUGCUAUAAUCCAAACUCUCAAAAAUGGCAGUCUUUUGGCUAUUGUAAGGUAACAAUAGGACUCUUCUUCCUUUCUGGAGUUAAAAAGGUUUGGCAUUUUGGUGUCUGCUCUAUGAUUUUUUAACUGGGCAUAGAGGGUGAACGAACUUGAACUUGAAAGGAAGCUUUUGGUCCAUAAUUUUGUUUCCGAUUGUUACCUUCCACCUCAUUCAACGAAAAGAAUGAUAAGGAUUUUGAGCAUUAAUAUAAGUUUGUCCUUAAUUCUUGGCC
Manihot esculenta (cassava) is the source of this 1058-nucleotide messenger RNA. Its product is annotated as high mobility group B protein 7. The coding region runs from base 94 to 678 and encodes 194 amino acids. The record is from RefSeq and is a predicted model, not a curated record. NCBI's taxonomy places the organism in Eukaryota, Viridiplantae, Streptophyta, Magnoliopsida, Malpighiales, Euphorbiaceae. The transcript is spliced from 7 exons.